AGCUCCAUUUUAAAAUAGUUUAACACAAACAGAUGGAGCUCGUUUGUUGAGAUGGGAGAAGCUCGAGAAGGACACCCAUUAGACUGAAGCUAUUUCUCAGUUAAAUUCACAUUACAUACGCAGGGUGUAUCCCAAAAGGCACUUCGGGCUGAUCGCAGUUCUGGUCUUGCGUAAGGGGAUUUUUUUAAGGCUAUUUUCAGGACUUGUCACUCGGUGUGAUUUCCUGCAUAUGCGUUUGAUUUUUACUGGCGAAUUUGCUUCAAAUCUUCAUCAGUGUAUUUAAAAAGCUGAUAGUGUUUCGUGUAAAAUCAAAGGGUCCACGCACAAAGAUAGAGGGGUAUCUUUUUCAUAUUAUGGUGAGAACAUGGGCGUGUUCCGCUUAAAUGCGCAAAGAAAUCCUGAACCGGGACCACUAUCCCCUCUGUGUGCGUUACCUUGUCUUGAGUGGAAAUGGUGGCCAGGUACCCCCAGUCACUGUAAUGAGAUAUGUAUCUGGCAGUCUUUGCUGUGUCUUGGUGCGGGGGAGGAGUGCUGCUGGCGGACUUCUUCACCUUCUCUAACCGAUAUGAAAACAGGCGAGAGGAAAGCUGUGCGGCGCUGUCGCCCUCGGGCUUGACCAGCUCUCCGGGGCUCUCCACGCUGUCUCCGAGGACGUUGGAGGACGGAUACGCCUGCUUCCACAGCCCCGCACUGUCCACCAGCAGCGCCGGGGCGACCUCCUCCGACAAGUCUCCGUCCUCCACCACAUCGUUGGAGGACACCACCCAGGACACGGAGCUCCUGAGGGUGUAGCUCUCACACAGACACAGGAUGUUGGCAAACAGCGCCAAAGGAAAGUAAGAAGGCCUCAUAUUACUGAGCUGGGAGAAUGGCCGUCCUCCUCCACUCUCUCUCUCUCUCUAUCUCGUGUUUACAAACUCACGUGUGUGCUUUCAUAACACGGGGAUACUUUGCCACAGAGAGCAAUUUCCACAGCGACCCCUGCUGAUUCACCAUAAGGCAAUUUUACAAUCAACGCUCAGCAGAAGGGACUGCAGAGAAGACGCUCAUACAUUAAACAGUUUCUGCCCUAUGGAUCCAUGUUUACUGAUGCUGAAAAUGGAGGCUGUGAGGAUGGAGACUGUGAGGGGGGAAAGUGGGUUAGGCUGCAAGCUGAUUGGAGAGGCUGACUGAAGGAGGGAAGUGAGUCUGGAUCAGCUGUUAGCUGUCGAUCCUCCUUCCUCCCCUCACCACCACCACCCUCCCCAGCGUCAAGUAAAAAAAACAAAACAAAAAACAACCGGAGUACCCGGCCAGAGAAGACACAGCGUCUGCUUGUAAAGACUGAAGUCAGGUGGACAGCAGCUUUUCGUAGAUUCCAGCAUGAACUCUCUCCCAGGAAGAGCCGCACGGUCCCUGUGCUGGCGCACGGCCACAGGCGGGAUGAUGAGGGUCCUAUCAGGUGCCCCGGCUGCAGGGGUCCUGUCGGCCGACAGGGCCUCUUUCCAAGAUGUGCGGGUCUGCCACUCCGGGACAAGCCACAAGCCGAGCGUCAAUACCAAGAAGAGGGGCUACGACAUCACCAGAAACCCCUACCUCAACAAGGGAAUGGCAUUCACCAUGGAGGAGCGCUUACAACUGGGUAUCCACGGCUUGCUACCCCCCUGCUUCCUGUCCCAGGAUGUCCAAGUCCUGCGCGUCAUGAAGAGCUAUGAAACACGCACUAAUCCUCUGGACAAGUACAUCCUGUUGAUGACACUACAGGACAGGAAUGAGAAGUUGUUCUACCGUUUGCUGACCUCUGACAUCGAGGAGUUCAUGCCAAUCGUCUACACUCCCACUGUCGGCCUGGCUUGCCAGCAAUAUGGACUCGCCUUCAGGAGACCAAGAGGACUCUUCAUCACCAUCCAUGACCGAGGUCACAUUGCCACGAUGCUCAACUCCUGGCCAGAAGAAGACAUAAAGGCCAUCGUAGUGACUGAUGGGGAGCGUAUCCUCGGCCUGGGGGACCUGGGCAGCUAUGGGAUGGGCAUUCCUGUGGGGAAGCUGGCGCUCUACACAGCCUGCGGUGGGGUUCGGCCACAGCAGUGUCUCCCUGUGCUGCUGGAUGUUGGCACAGACAACCAGGCACUGCUCAAUGACCCUCUGUACAUUGGGCUGAAGCACAAGAGAAUCAGAGGAAAGGAGUACGAUGAACUGAUUGACGAGUUCAUGCAAGCAGUGACAGAUAAGUACGGGAUGAACUGCCUCAUACAGUUUGAGGAUUUCGCCAACAGCAACGCAUUUCGCAUCCUCAACAAGUACAGAAAUCGAUACUGUACCUUCAACGACGACAUCCAAGGCACGGCUUCUGUAGCUGUUGCAGGGAUCUUAGCAGCUUUAAAGAUCACCAAGAACAAAUUGUCAGACCACAGUUUUGUCUUCCAAGGGGCAGGCGAGGCUGCUUUGGGUAUUGCUCAUCUGCUUAUAAUGGCCAUGGCCAAGGAAGGAUUGAGUAAAGAAGAAGCUGCCAAGAAGAUCUGGAUGGUGGACUCAAAGGGCCUCAUUGUGAAGGGAAGAAGCCACCUAAACCAUGAGAAGGAGGAGUUUGCUCAUGAGCACGCGCAAAUCAGAACACUGGAGGAGGUGGUGAGCACCAUCAAACCCACUGCCAUUAUAGGAGUCGCUGCAAUUGGAGGAGCCUUUACAGAGAAGAUAAUUAAAGACAUGGCGUCUUUCAACGAGAGGCCAAUCAUCUUUGCUCUGAGUAAUCCUACCAGCAAGGCCGAGUGCACAGCAGAGCAGUGCUACAAGCUCACAGAGGGUCAGGGCAUCUUUGCUAGUGGAAGUCCCUUUCAUAAGGUGACGCUGGCAGAUGGACGCACCUUCUACCCCGGACAGGGUAACAAUGCCUACGUCUUUCCUGGAGUCGCUUUGGGCGUUAUAGCCUGCGGAGUCCGCCACAUAUCUGAUGAUGUUUUCCUCACCACCGCAGAGGCGAUCGCCAACAUGGUCACAGAGGAGCACCUGGCUGAGGGAAGGCUUUAUCCUCCUCUCAACACCAUUAGAGAGGUGUCCUUCAAGAUCGCAGUGAAGAUCGUCAACUACGCAUACAGAAACAACAUUGCUUCAGUGUACCCGGAGCCUAAGGACAAGGAGGCGUUUGUGCUGUCUCAGACAUACAGUUCUGAUUACGACUCCUUCACUCUGGACACAUACGACUGGCCAGAGGAGGCCAUGAAGGUCCAGGACGUGUGAUUGGGGUUAUCGGCGUCUCGUUCUCUCUCUAAACUAAACACGCUGCCGUAGCGGCACGUAAAAAUUGCCUCUAUUCUGAAAUUUUGCCUUUUAGUUUUUUUGUCUCUCUUUUCUUUUAUUUAUGUGACUAAACAGCUGCCCCGAGUAAAGCCAACCGAAAAUACUACAUAAGAAGUAUUAAGAAUUAUCUCAGUUUUCUGAGUGUUAUUUCAAGUCAUUUUAUCCUCUUUUAGCUCUCUACUUUUAGUUUUCCAUAAAAAAAACAUUUUAAAUACGCACAAAAGCAUAUCAGAUAUCAUUCUCACAGCAUAAACCAAGCAAUCUGAUUUCACAGUGUAUCACAACAUGUUUUUCUUGUCUUGACAUGAAGGAACAGAGGACUUAUUUUGAAGACUCUCUGUGCCUCUUACUGUGUGAACUCAGGAUGUCCAUGUUUUCAUUUUCAUAGUUCAAACUGUUAUAAGAGACACAUCUGGCUCGUCCCAGAUUUUCCACUCCGUCCCUGUGUGCACAUAUGUUAGCCUGCACGCAGGGCAUAAAACACUCCAUUAUCAACCUCUGUUUCUUUAUAAAACGAGUGAUUUCUGACUGCAGGCACUACUUUUUUCUUUUUUAUGUGUUUGGAGGAAGCAUCGAUAAAUUGAGUUAUCCUCGUUUUUUCACAGUGCUGUGCUUUCCUUUGUUUGUUUUGUAAAGAGCUCUGCCUCAUGUGUUUUUGCCAAAGUUGUCAGCUGUAUCAUAUUUUACUCCUAGAGGACAUGAUGCUGUGCACGCUUUAGCACUGAGAGAUAUGCUUGAAGUUUUCAAAGGGAACAUGAAGCUUUUUAAAUAAAAGUAUCAAUAAGA
Messenger RNA from Neolamprologus brichardi, 4062 nucleotides. RefSeq names its product malic enzyme 3, NADP(+)-dependent, mitochondrial (gene me3). Gene Ontology annotation, biological process: malate metabolic process; pyruvate metabolic process. Gene Ontology annotation, molecular function: NAD binding; malate dehydrogenase (decarboxylating) (NADP+) activity. The record is from RefSeq and is a predicted model, not a curated record. NCBI's taxonomy places the organism in Eukaryota, Metazoa, Chordata, Actinopteri, Cichliformes, Cichlidae. Gene Ontology annotation, cellular component: mitochondrion.